GGGGAGUUGGUGCCGACGCUGCCGGACGGGCACUUCAGGGGGAUCCUGUAUGACACCUACCCGCUGUCGGAGGAGACCUGGCACACGCAUCAGUUCACCUUCAUCAAGGACCAUGCCUUCCGCUUGCUGCAGCCCGGCGGGGUCCUCACCUACUGCAACCUGACCUCCUGGGGGGAGCUGCUGAAGACCAAGUACACCGACAUCGAGAAGAUGUUUGAGGAGACGCAGGUAGGGCACCUGGUGGAGGCCGGGUUCAAGAAGGAGAAAAUCAGCACGACGGUGAUGGACCUGGUCCCCCCCAGGGACUGCAGGUACUACUCCUUCCACAAGAUGAUCACGCCCACCAUCGUUAAGCACUGAGGCAGCCUGGCACCGUCCCUCGGGGCUGCCCCGAAGCCGCAGGAAGCAAACGCUAAGGAGGAGAGGCUGAUUACGUGCGCUGCCAGGAGGAGAAAAGCUCUUAUCUCCUUCGAUGCUAAUGAGAGAAGAUUGAAGCUGACUUAUCUGGAGGCGGGAGACGGCUGGAGGCUUGGGAUGGAAGUCCUGGGUCUCCAGGGGCCCUCCUGGACAAAAGGACUCCCUGCCCCACUGCGGGUGCCACCCCCCUGCCCUGGAGGGGUCUUCUGGGCUCUGUGGAGGAAGGUCCCACCCUGCGCCUGUCCCAGAGGCAGGUUUCCACUCAACCCCUCGUCUCCAAAUACCUCGAUUAAGCUGCAAUUCGAGAGCGUAGAUCAGAGCCUUUAGCCAAAGGGGUUCAAGGACGAGACAUUUCCUCUAAAAACCGGAUCAUUUUUAGAAAUCACGGGGUGGCUUUCCACACACGAGCCAAGUAAUCUAACCCCGGCGGGAGAACUGGGGAAGACGGGGCACUCGGAGGCAUUUCGGCUGCUCCUGGAGCAACUCCCCAGUGAAGUCUCCCCGAUGCUUUUGGCUGAAGCCCACUGCAGCAAGCUCUGAUCCUGACAACCUCCUGGCAGUUCAGUAGCGCAUAAAUGACGUUUCCUCUCUCUACCCAGAAGGGAUAAAAAUCCAUUAAAAAGGAAUGAAAUACACA
Molecule: messenger RNA, 1054 nt
Organism: Aptenodytes forsteri (emperor penguin)
Lineage: Eukaryota; Metazoa; Chordata; Aves; Sphenisciformes; Spheniscidae
Gene: GAMT
Product: guanidinoacetate N-methyltransferase
Exons: 4
Biological process (GO): creatine biosynthetic process
Cellular component (GO): cytoplasm; nucleus
Molecular function (GO): guanidinoacetate N-methyltransferase activity
Source: RefSeq, a predicted model, not a curated record